CUCUUAGACCCACUCGGAUCCAGACUCAGCCGCUCCCUGUGGACUGUCCAUGAGUCCAGGACGUGGAGACGCGGUGGCCGUGUGGGACGUGGGACUGAGUGACCGUGUCCACCGGGUGGAGUUUUGUCACGGCACCACCACAGGGAAACGCGUCGUCUACGUCAACGGGAAGCAGGAAGUCCUCAGGAGGGACUGGAUGUUUAAGCUGGUGGGGACGGAGACCUUCAUGGUGGGACUGUCCAAGACCAGAGCCACCAUCAGCAUUGAGGCUGCCAGUGGCCUGGCCUACCAGUACUCCCUCCUGGUAGACGGGAAGAGUCUGCAGGACUUCAUCAGCAACAGAGCCAAGACCACGAAGACCUGGGCCGUCCACGUGGACGGGACGGACCAUAGGAUCGUCCUCGGUGAGUCCACAGAAAAGGACACCAUGGACAUCUGGUGCAACGGACAGAAGAUGGACUCAACGGGGGAGUUUGUGGACGAUGGCACGGAGACGCACUUCAGUCUGGGCGACCACAGCUGCUGCAUCAAGACCAGCAGCAGUGGGACGAAGAGGAGCGGCAUGAGACACACUUUACUGCUGGAUGGACACAAGGUACCGGAUCCACCGGACCAGAGACCGGACCGGGGACUCAACUGACCAGAGACAGAACUAGAGACCCAACCGGGGCCUCAAGCAGAGGUGGAUCAGUUGUCUUCGUCCAAACA
Nematolebias whitei (Rio pearlfish) is the source of this 708-nucleotide messenger RNA. RefSeq names its product fas apoptotic inhibitory molecule 1. Lineage: Eukaryota; Metazoa; Chordata; Actinopteri; Cyprinodontiformes; Rivulidae. The record is from RefSeq and is a predicted model, not a curated record. Bases 50 to 640 code for a protein of 196 amino acids. The transcript is spliced from 4 exons. Gene Ontology annotation, biological process: positive regulation of neurogenesis; negative regulation of extrinsic apoptotic signaling pathway via death domain receptors; canonical NF-kappaB signal transduction.